Lotus japonicus is the source of this 1117-nucleotide messenger RNA. Its product is annotated as bidirectional sugar transporter SWEET2-like. NCBI's taxonomy places the organism in Eukaryota, Viridiplantae, Streptophyta, Magnoliopsida, Fabales, Fabaceae. Gene Ontology annotation, molecular function: sugar transmembrane transporter activity. The coding region runs from base 180 to 887 and encodes 235 amino acids. The record is from RefSeq and is a predicted model, not a curated record. Gene Ontology annotation, biological process: carbohydrate transport. Gene Ontology annotation, cellular component: membrane. The transcript is spliced from 6 exons.
GUUAGUCUUAUCUGUCCUCGUCAACAAAAGAUUUGUGAUUGAAGCCUAUGAAUAUUCGUAAACCUGGGGGAGGAUCUUACUGAGAGAAAGCACAGAGGACAUGUCUCAAAUUUAGUCAUCUAAUUUAAUGAAAGUUGUUGUUCUUGUGCCUGGAAUUGGUGUUUGAACUUUGAAGAUUAAUGUCAAUGUUGGCUGCAUUUUUCAUCAGUCAAGUUGCCAAGGAUGCAGCUGGAAUCGCAGGGAACAUAUUUGCUUUUGGGCUAUUUUUAUCUCCCAUACCCACAUUUAGGAGAAUUGCCAGGAAUGGAUCAACAGAAAUGUUCUCAGGGUUGCCAUAUAUCUAUUCCCUCAUGAACUGCUUUAUCUGCUUGUGGUAUGGCACACCUCUGGUAUCACGUGAUAAUUUGUUGGUUACUACUGUAAAUUCAAUUGGAGCAGUCUUUCAGAGUGUGUAUAUAAUCCUCUUCUUGAUGUAUGCUGAGAAAGAAAAGAAGGUGAGACUGCUUGGAUUGUUGCUGGCAGUUCUUGGCAUAUUUGCAAUCAUAUUAAUUGGAAGUUUGCAAAUACCUGACAUUGAAAUGCGCCGGGACUUUGUGGGAUUCUUGAGUUGUGCAUCUCUUAUUUCUAUGUUUGCUUCUCCAUUGUUUAUAAUUAAAUUGGUCAUUCAGACAAAGAGCAUUGAAUUCAUGCCAUUUUACCUUUCACUUUCUACCUUCCUAAUGAGCACCUCUUUCUUACUUUAUGGAUUAUUCAACGAUGAUGCCUUCAUAUAUGUGCCAAAUGGGAUAGGAACAAUUUUGGGAGUGGUGCAAUUGAUACUAUAUUUCUAUUAUGAAAGUAAAUCUAGAAAAGAGUCUGGAGAACCAUUGAUGGUGUCAUAUGCUUGAUCAGUUCUACUGAAAAAAAUGGUUAAAGCAAAUUUUGGGUCUUUCAGAGUCCAUGAAGGCUAUAUUCUCUAAAAUUGGCCAUGGGCAUUCUUUUGUUAGAAUCCCCUUUAAUUGUAUGAUAUAUAUUUCUCUAGAAUUGGCUAAACCAAUCUAUGUUUCUUAUGAAUGGAAUGUUUAUAUUCCAAAUAAGGCUAAUGAAUGGAGCAUAUAUUUUGCGGGGGUUAGGUGAA